Messenger RNA from Diorhabda sublineata, 1823 nucleotides. RefSeq names its product large subunit GTPase 1 homolog. NCBI's taxonomy places the organism in Eukaryota, Metazoa, Arthropoda, Insecta, Coleoptera, Chrysomelidae. Gene Ontology annotation, biological process: ribosomal subunit export from nucleus. Bases 79 to 1776 code for a protein of 565 amino acids. Gene Ontology annotation, cellular component: cytosol. The record is from RefSeq and is a predicted model, not a curated record. Gene Ontology annotation, molecular function: GTPase activity; GTP binding. The transcript is spliced from 8 exons.
AACACGCACAUGCUGAAGUUUAAAUAUAACCUAAAUAUAUAAAUGUCAUAUUUUUUAUUCAAAAUAUAGGUUCUAAAUAUGAAUAAGAAAAAUAAAUCUAAUUCUAAAUUGGGGAGGAGUUUAAUUAAAGAUAGAUUUGGUAAUAAAAAAGAUAGAAAAAUGGUUAGCGACAAUUCAAUGCUUCACACAACAGAAAUUCAAGACGGUUAUGAUUGGGGUCGCCUUAAUUUACAAUCAGUAACCGAAGAAUCUUCAUUUCAAGAAUUUUUAUCCACAGCAGAGUUAGCGGGUACAGAUUUUCAAGCCGAGAAAUUAAAUAUAAAAUUCGUAAAUCCAAGGUCUAAUGUAGGAUUACUUACUAAAGAAGAACUUAACGAAGCUAAAGAUGCUCAUAAAAAAUAUAAAUCUGCUUUAAAAAUUCCAAGGAGACCUCCUUGGGAUGCUGAAACUACUCCAGAUGAACUGGAUAAAAACGAAAAAGAAACUUUUUUAGAAUGGCGUAGAUCUCUCGCUAUAUUACAAGAGGAACAUGGUAUUGUGUUAACCCCAUAUGAAAAGAACUUGGAAUUUUGGAGACAACUGUGGAGAGUUGUAGAAAGAAGUGAUGUAAUUGUCCAAAUUGUAGAUGCUAGGAACCCUUUGUUGUUCCGUUGUGAAGAUUUAGAAAGUUAUGUGAAAGAAGUUUCCCCAAAUAAAAUGAAUUUAAUUCUGGUAAAUAAGGCUGACUUUUUAUCAGAUACUCAACGACAAGUGUGGGGAGAAUAUUUUAACUCCAACGGAGUUGAAGUAGCCUUCUACUCUGCUCAUUUAGCAUCAUUGGAUCCUUCAGAAAAUGAAGAAGAAAUUAUAACAAAAUUGAGUUUAGAUGAUGAUACUUUUAAAAAGCCCUACCCUUUAUUAACUAGAGAAGAAUUGAUUGGAUUAUUGAGGACCAUACAUACUCAAACUAAGGUUACACCAAACGUGACAACAGUUGGAUUGGUUGGGUAUCCAAAUGUUGGAAAAAGUUCUACAAUCAAUUCCUUAUUAUGUGACAAGAAAGUAUCAGUUUCAGCAACUCCGGGAAAGACUAAACAUUUUCAGACUCAUUAUUUAGAUAAAGAUAUCCUUUUGUGCGACUGUCCCGGACUUGUAAUGCCCAGUUUUGUAUUUUCAAAAGCAGAAAUGAUUUUGAACGGAAUCCUUCCCAUAGAUCAAAUGAGAGAUCAUGUACCACCUACAAAUUUAUUAACAAGUCUUAUUCCCAGACACGUUAUAGAAGAUCGAUAUGGAAUUAUGAUACCUAAACCUUUGGAAGGCGAAGAUCCCAAUAGAGAUCCAACUGCCGAAGAAUUAUUGAACGCUUAUGCUUAUAACAGAGGAUUUAUGACAGCUAACGGUCAACCGGACAAUUCUAGAGCAGCGAGGUACAUCCUCAAGGAUUACAUGAACGGAAAACUGCUGUAUUGUCAUGCACCUCCUAAUAUUAACCAAAAAGAGUACCAUACAUGGAUAGAUAGACAAAAUACUAAAUUGGAAAAUCAAGUUUUACCACCAAGAGCUGCAAGAGCAGUUAGACCAUAUCACGCUACAACUGAAGAUAUCGAUAAACAGUUUUUCAAAUCAAAUUCUCAAGGAAUUCACGCUAAAGGAAUCAAAGGUUUACCAAACGCCCAAAAGGUUGGACCAUCGACAAAUCAACCGGACGAAAAACCAUGGAAGCAACACAACAAGCAUAAAAACAAAGGCAAAAAAGAGAAGUUGCGAAGAGUUUAUGCCCAUUUGGACCAACAUUGAAUUGUUAACAUAUGAAUUUGUAAUAAACUUUUUUUAGCGUUACAAAA